Molecule: messenger RNA, 2718 nt
Organism: Cladophialophora immunda
Lineage: Eukaryota; Fungi; Ascomycota; Eurotiomycetes; Chaetothyriales; Herpotrichiellaceae
Exons: 7
Coding region: 613-2007 (464 amino acids)
Biological process (GO): signal transduction; peptidyl-serine phosphorylation; endocytosis
Cellular component (GO): nucleus; cytoplasm
Molecular function (GO): protein serine/threonine kinase activity; ATP binding
Source: RefSeq, a predicted model, not a curated record
AUUGUCUCUGCUGGUCACCUCUUUUCCCCCCUCCCUAUUGUGUUAUUUUUCUCAUGUUCAACUGUUGUCCAUCGUGCACUUUGGACGACUUAUUAACAUAUCGCUGCCCACGGUCCUGGGUUACCCCAGCCUUGACACUAGAAAAAAGGCCCGCAAAGGCUCUGAUGUCCGGCGUCAAUCCGGGUUCCUGACCCAGGUUCCACAUUUUCCAGUGGGUGGCAGGCUGCGGUUGUAGCCAUCGAGCCCUGCAUCCAGCCAUUGCCCAUUGCCGGCUCGCUGGCUCCUGCGCAGUCUUGGCAGGAGCUGCUCGAUUCUGACUGCAGAACUUCGACUCCUUCUUGAGACAACACAUCCUGCAGAUGGUGCUUGCCUAUCUUCAUCUUCCAUUGAUCACCUCAUUAUCCCACUGCAUGUUCCUCUAGCUUUGCCUGAUCUCUUUGGUAGCUCACCGCGGUGGCGGAGGUGUGAACCGCCCUGAGGCUUCGCACUUUGUACCUACAUAGCCUCCCGACGUCGUCCCUCUGUGCAAAAUAGCCUUCUUGUCGACAAAUCUUUCUCCUCUCCUCACCAUCCCGCUCGACACCUCAUCCGGAUCAAUCAAUUAUUGCAGCCAUGGCCUCCUCCUCGUCCAAUGUUGUCGGAGUGCAUUAUCGCGUCGGGAAGAAAAUAGGAGAGGGCUCGUUUGGCGUCAUUUUCGAAGGCACCAACCUACUCAACAACCAACAAGUUGCAAUCAAAUUUGAACCGAGAAAAAGUGAUGCCCCUCAGCUGCGCGAUGAAUAUCGGACAUACAAGAUCCUGGUUGGCUGUCCUGGCAUCCCCAAUGUCUACUACUUCGGCCAAGAAGGUCUACACAAUAUUCUUGUGAUCGACCUCCUCGGUCCCAGUUUGGAAGAUCUCUUCGAUCAUUGCAACAGACGCUUCUCAAUCAAAACGGUGGUGAUGGUUGCUAAACAGAUGCUGUCGAGAGUGCAGACGAUCCACGAGAAGAAUCUAAUCUACCGCGACAUCAAACCCGACAACUUCCUCAUUGGCCGACCUGGUACGAAGGCUGCUAACGUCAUUCACGUCGUGGACUUUGGAAUGGCCAAACAAUACCGGGAUCCGAAAACCAAACAACACAUUCCUUACCGUGAACGAAAAUCGCUAUCAGGCACAGCGCGUUAUAUGAGUAUCAAUACACAUUUGGGACGAGAACAGUCACGACGAGACGACUUGGAAGCUCUUGGGCAUGUUUUCAUGUACUUUUUGAGAGGCGGGCUACCAUGGCAGGGUCUGAAGGCCGCCACCAACAAACAAAAGUACGAAAAGAUUGGCGAGAAGAAGCAAACGACGGCCAUCAAGGAUCUGUGUGAAGGCUUUCCGGAGGAGUUUAACAAAUAUCUCAGCUACGUCCGUAAUUUGGGCUUUGAGGACACCCCGGACUACGACUUCCUACGAGACCUGUUCACGCAAGCGCUUAAAAACACCGGUGAGGUGGAGGAUGGUGAAUAUGACUGGAUGAAGUUGAAUGGCGGUCGUGGUUGGGAGGCCGUCAAACAACAUCCAUCGCAACUUCAUCUGCAUAAUGCCAACGCCCCUCCUGAUGCCUCUGCUCGUGCCUUGCACGGAGCAUCUGGCGUCCGCGCAGAUGCGCAGCGACCUUCACGAGACCGAGCAGCAAUAUCGGCCGACCGUUUAAACGCAGCGCAGCCCCCGCCCCCAGGGUCACCAGCGAAGCCGGGAGUAGCGGCCAUGGGGAAGAGCGCUCGAGAUCGCACAAGCGGCGCCGCCGGGGGCAAUCUCCCAAAGAGAAGUAGUGGGUUGGCCGGCCAGCUGGACAUGAACACACCUCCAGCGAGUACCCAAGCACAGUUCCAAAACAGCAAUGCCAACCUGGUGAACCAGCAGGUGAGAACAAGCCCCGCCGCCGGGGCCUUGCAGAACAACCAGGGCCGACCUGCACAACAACAGGAACAGCAACCUGGUUUCUUCCAGAAGAUGAUGAAAGUGCUUUGUUGUGGUUGAAAAUGUCGAACGAGAUCAUCGCCCAGGCGGCCCACAUCUCAUUGAUCUCGACGGCCAAUCUCCCCGCGGUUAACCACUUGAUGGAUUUUGCGCCUCGGCUCAGACCUGGAGGCAUUCAUCCUCUGACUCAACGUCUCGAAUUUCCUCUAUUUGGCAUCGGUUGGCUCGGAAAAAUGGCCCAAGGCAACUCUUGUCGUUACCCAAAAACAGGCGAUACAGGCGAGGACAAAAUCCUUAACGACGGAUCACGAUCACUUUUGUGCAUAGCAUCUUUCCUUGUUUCCUCAUUUUUUCGUUGGUGUGUACAAGGAUCAGCAGGGUGUUAUCUAUGGCAGCAUUUUUGGGUUGGGGAGCAGGGUGUUCCUGGCGUCGAAUGCACGAAGACUAUUGGCGCUCCCUGGUACAACGAGGAGUAGGCAAAAGGAAAUUACUACUACAAUAACAAGAAGGACAAGAAGAAGAAGAGGAUGAGCAGAAGGUGGAGGGGCCACAAAUCAGGGGUCUAACGUUCUAUCCCUUUGAAAGGCUGAAUGAACUGGUGUAAAAUAGACAAGAAUAACCACAAAGACCCAAAAAAAUAACCAGGGAAGAACCACGCAAGGAAGGCGGUAAUGAAAAGACAAAAGAUUUACAAUACAAUAUCGAAUAUGAAGCAUUUGCUCUGGACCAUGGUAGCAAUGCACGGAACACGGCAUCGAAGAGCAUCUGGUU